AUGACACAACGACGGUCUAGGCGGCUGUUUUCCCAGACUGAGAACAGCUAUGAGUCUCGCAUCCAAUACCUAGAGGAGGUUGUUCACAUCCUAGUGGCUGGAUCAAACUCGACUUGCUUUCCUCUUUUCUCUACAACUCCUCUUGCCAGCUCGUUCCGGUAUUCAAUCAAACGAGGCCUUGAGCCAGUUCUACCUGACAAGACGGCGAUUUCUCUAGCUGCGGAUUGGCGGAUUGGACGACCAAUAAGACAGAAAUUUUUUAGUUCCCCGCCUCGUCGUCAAAAUCGACUGAUUACCACCUGCGAUACAUCCUUGCACCCAGCCAGGGUACCAUCGCCGACACCCCCUACUUCUUUAACAAACCCCGCUUCACCAACGACCUUCGGCGUUGCCAAUAGUGCUAACACCGCCAAGAGCUCACUCACCUCCGAUCUGGCGAACAAGCCAACUGGCUUCUCCCCUCUUGAUAGCCCAUACUCUCCACUGGCCUCUGUGCGGUUAUUAGAUGAAAGACCGGCCGAUACCACCUCGUUUUUGCCAGAAGAAGCACUGUCUCCUUCUCCGACACCACCAUACUCGCCAUCAACUUACCCAUCAAUCACCCAAACUCCAUCUCCAGACUCAGCCAGGUCGUCGUCACCAGCACCACCACAAUUGACACCGACGACGCCCUCUGACCCCCCGCCGCAUUGCCAGAAGCGACCAAUUGACAUCCAGCGUGCGUCUGCACUCUCAAUCAGCUCAUCAUCACCGGCGUUGCCGCCAUUAAGAUCGUCUACAACCCCUACAAACUCGGCGCUAUCCUCUUCUAGACUCCCACUCCAUGAUUGUAUGAAGUCAACCAAAGCGGAAGACACUUCUGUCACCUGUUCUCCGGCUUCAAAAAUAUCCAAGUCGGUUUCACCAGCGCCGCUACCAUUGAGAUCGACGACGCCCUCUACACCCUUGGCAACUCUGUACCCUUUAAAUUCUAAGAUCAAUCUACACUCGGCUACUGAUUCUUCCCCUCUCACAUCGACAUCCGACUCAAUGGAGACCUUGGCUUUGCUCAUGCCCUCUGAAGCCCAUGCCUCACAUGCUAUCACCCUCACUCAGCGGUCUAAUAGCGCGAACGUCGCUGAGCCUAACGAUUUUUUAACCCUUGACAAUACUCCUGCUACUCCUACCGCGAUCAUUGAUGUGAAUCCUGAUCCGACUACUGAUACAGCCACUACUUCUGCGGCAUCAAGCCCCCAUGACCAUCAACUCACUUCCAUUCCUGUUACUGAUGGUACAAUCGGCCCAACUUCUCUUUCCUCUUUGAAGUUGAUCAACAACAACGACAAUCAGGACAAUUUCUUACCAACUACAAAUCUAGCCCAAUCCUUAACUGACACUAUUGAUGACACCACCACCCCCCUUCCUGUCACAUCUCCUGUCAAUCCCACUCUUCCUUUGCCUGACUGCUCAACCCCAAUCUGUCCAACUGCCCCAGCCUGUCCUGCCAAACUUGAGAUAGCUGGAAUAGGAUCCCUAACUGUUGAGAAUGAUGACAGCAAUUCUACGGAUGCCCAACUAGCCCCAGAAUAUUCACGCACAACUCUAGAAUACUACAAUGACAUCGACAAUUACCUCAAACUCUCUGGUGUAAAUGAAACCAAAAAGAAGAAGAAGAAAAAGAAGAAGACCACUAAUUCUGGAUCCAACUCCUCCACUACCUCAUCUGCCCAACCUAGUGACACCCUCAAUACCCCUGAACACUUAUUGCCAUCACUACCUGUUGACGUACCAGCGGCUGCCUUAGGGGCCUUACGGUGA
Messenger RNA from Puccinia graminis f. sp. tritici CRL 75-36-700-3, 1797 nucleotides. RefSeq lists its product as uncharacterized. The coding region runs from base 1 to 1797 and encodes 598 amino acids. Lineage: Eukaryota; Fungi; Basidiomycota; Pucciniomycetes; Pucciniales; Pucciniaceae. The transcript has a single exon. The record is from RefSeq and is a predicted model, not a curated record.